Messenger RNA from Pyrus x bretschneideri (Chinese white pear), 2746 nucleotides. RefSeq names its product AT-rich interactive domain-containing protein 3-like. The record is from RefSeq and is a predicted model, not a curated record. Lineage: Eukaryota; Viridiplantae; Streptophyta; Magnoliopsida; Rosales; Rosaceae. Gene Ontology annotation, cellular component: nucleus. Gene Ontology annotation, molecular function: DNA binding. Gene Ontology annotation, biological process: regulation of transcription by RNA polymerase II.
AGGAGGGAAAAAGGGUUGAGGAUGGAGAAAACAAAAGGGGGGCAGAUACCCAUGUUCCUGCACGUGUUGAAGGGGGAGAAGAACCAAACCCCAAGACCUUUGAUGGUGUAGAAAUGGAGACCCAGAAGAGCGUUGAUGAAAAUGGUGUUGAAUUGCCUGGUGAUGACAUUCCGGGUGCGGUUGAUUCGGUUCCCUCUGUCCCUGAGACUCGUGAAGAUGCUAACAUUGCUAACACCAUGCAAUGAACUAGAUUCCCGUAAUGAAACUGAUAAGGUUGCGAGUAAUGUGGAUUCUGGUGUGCAUUGUGAGAGUGAGGUUUCUGUGAAGAUUGUGAGAGAGGAGAGUGGUGGUGUGAAAGGGGAGGCACUGAAGGAUGAUUUGGGCAGCAAAGUUAACCCGUCUAUUGAAUUGGGUGCCAGUGGCAAGAUUGGUAGUCUUGUUGGUGACGGUGGGUCGCCUCACACUGAGGACCCCAUGGAGAUUGAAAGGGAAGUUGAUGGUGUUGAGGAAGAAAAGGCACUGAAAGAUGGGGUGAGCAGUGAGGCCAACCCUUCCAAUGAAGCAGAUAUAAGUUAUAAAACUGAUGAUGUUGCUUGUGAGAUGCAGCUUGAUAUGCCUCAUGAUAGUGAGGCUGCAAUGGAGAAACUUACAGAUGAGGCGACCAGCGAGGCCAACCCCUCCAGCGAAACACGUAUCGGUGAUGAAAUUGAUAAUAUUGUUUCUACAAUGGAGCCUGGUAUGCCUUGUGAUAGUGAAGUUGCAGCAGAAAAUCUGAUAGAUGGGGAGAGCAACAAGGGCAAAUCCUCCAAUGAGCCAGAUAGGACUGCUGAAACUGAUAAUGUUGUUCGUAAGGCGGAGCUUGAUACACAUGAAAGUGAGGUUGAACCAGAGAAACUGAAAGAUGGGGUGACCAGUGAGGUCCCCAAUAUCAUUGCUGAAGAUGAUAAUGCUGCUUGUAAGGUGGAGCCUGGUAUGCCUUGUGAUAUUGAAGUUGCAACAGAAAAACUGAUAGAACAGGCAAGCAACAAAGCCAAAUCCUCCAAUGAACCAGAUAGUAGUGCUGAAACUGGUAAUGUUGUUGGAAGGGUGGAGGUGGAGCCUGAUAUGCCUUGUGACAGUGAGUGUGCAACUGAGAAACUGACCGAUAAGGUGAGCAGCGAAGUCAAUCCCUCCAGUGAACUGCACAUCAAUGCUGAAGCUGAUAAUGCUAUUUGUAAGGCGGAAACUGAUAAAAUGUCUCAUGAUAGUGGGGUUGGUAUGAAGAAACUGAUAGGUGGGUUGAACAUCAAGGCCAACCCCUCUAGUGAACCCCAUAUCAGUGCUGAAACUGAUAAUGUUGUUAGUAAGGUGGAGCCUGAUAUGCCUCGUGAUAAUCAAGUCGAAGUGGAGACUGAAUCUGAUGACGAUGGUGAGAAAGUAGAGGGACUGAAUGGUGGGGUGAGCAACAAAACAAAGUUCUCCUUUCAUACUGACAUAAACGAGCAACUGCAGAAACCCAUAUUUUAUGUUGGGCGUAAGGUUGGGAUGAAGAGCUUAGAACCAAAGAAAACCUUUCUCUUGGAUCCAGGUGCUGAUGAGGGUGGUGAGUCAGGGACUGAGGAGGAGCAAGCAUCAUUCACGAAGGAGGUGAUAAAUUUAUAUAAAGAGAAGAACUUGGAAUUCAAAGCCCCAAAGUUCUACAAAGAGGAAUUAAAUUUGCUCAAGUUAUGGAGAGCUGUGAUCAAACUUGGUGGCUACGACAAGGUUACUACGUGCAAGUUGUGGCGGCAGGUUGGAGAAUCAUUCAAUCCCCCAAAAACCUGUACUACUGUCUCUUGGACUUUUCGAAAUUUUUAUGAGAAGGCAUUACUUGAAUUUGAAAGGGAUAGACUGAAUGGUGGUGAACUUCCUCUUCCUGCAGAGCCUACUAGAGUUGAGAAUCGGGCUGAUGGCGGCCAGACUUUAGGUUCAGGCAGGGCGCUAAGGGAUGCUGCAGCUCGUGCCAUGCAGGGUUGGCACUCUCACCGCCAUCAUGGUAAUAAUGGUGAGGUUGGAGAUGCAAUUAAUAAGGAUAAGCACCUGAUUACCAUGCCCAAAAGUGACAAGCAACUAAAAAAUUCUGUUAACUCAGGUUUGCUAAAGCGGAAAAAGCCAUCUCAUAUGGAUUCUGGUAUCCAAGUUGCUGACAUGAAAGCUACAAAACCACGAAUGGAUACAAUGGUAUUUGACAUUGGACCCCCAGCAGAUUGGGUAAAGAUUAAUGUGAAAAGAUUUAAUGAUUGCUUUGAGGUAUAUGCCUUAGUUCCUGGGCUUCUGCGCGAGGAGGUGCAUGUGCAAUCUGAUCCAGCCGGACGCUUGAUUAUAUCUGGUCAACCAACACAACUGGAUAAUCCUUGGGGUGUCACACCCUUUAAGAAGGUUGUCAGCCUACCGUCGAGAAUUGAUCCACAUCAGACAUCUGCUGUCGUGACCUUGAACGGCCAGUUGUUUGUGCGCGUUCCAUUUGAACAGUCAGAUUUCUAAACUGUAGUGACUAAUAUCGUGUGUCCCAGAUGUACAGUGAGCAACGGUUAUUCUUGAGAAGAUAGAAUACUGAUAGUUUUGGUUUGUUCAUACUUACACUUGUAGCUCCAGCCUAUGCAGUUGGACGGAUCUCUGAUCGACCAACCAAUAAUUAUUGUUGUCAGCAGUUAUAGUUAAAAUGAUUAGACUCGUGUAAUGCAAAUGAUUUGGGUCUCCUGUUAUAAAGAUUUGAUCCUCGACUUUA